Pieris rapae (cabbage white) is the source of this 3234-nucleotide messenger RNA. RefSeq lists its product as uncharacterized. The transcript has 4 exons. The record is from RefSeq and is a predicted model, not a curated record. The coding region runs from base 6 to 635 and encodes 209 amino acids. Lineage: Eukaryota; Metazoa; Arthropoda; Insecta; Lepidoptera; Pieridae.
UCCAGAUGUUAGGACUUUUAGCUGUGUCGUUGUUGGGCGUGGCCGCGUUCGACCUAUCGCAGUCGAGCGUCCAGCAACCAAUCAGCGAGCCGGAAGUGGUUGUACAACUUAAGUACGACGGGGGUGAAUUGGACCGGAUAUACUUGACGCAGUUUCGCAAGGAUCAGAGAAUCCCGGCAGUUCCCGCGAGACCGACCGUGUGUGCGGAUCUGUGCCAUUCAGGACUCGGCGGCGAAGCAUGCGGAUCCACCUGCAGCGAGCUGAUGCCGGUGGGGCUUAAGUAUGCUUUGAAGAGUGGAAACGUUAGCAGUGAGCAGUUCGGAGAGCCCAGAGUCGCCGUUUGCCCUGUCCUUUGUGAGAAUCAGCUCGGGGAACCACUUUGCGCGUGCUCCGACCUCAUGAAGCAUCUAACAAACUGGACCAUGGUCUGCCACGCAUUUUGUGACACCGACGCCUACACUCUUAAUGGGUGCCCGCCAUGUGAAAACACUUCAGCGCAACCACAGCCACUUCAAGUAGGCACCGCUCUAAAUGUGCGUUUGGACACUAGUGAAGGUUGGCAGGCCUGGUGCAACGUGCAAUGCCGUCAAGGACAGGGUGGUGCUGCUUGUAACUGCGACAGGACCCCCUUUUAAUCCACUAUGACGCAGAAUGACAACAGAAGUUAUCAAUCAUUUUCCGCAACAUGACAUAUUCACGUAAUGGAUAUAUUAAGGAAACAAAGUAUUAAAACAAUCUUUAACGAUAACCUAUUUUAUGCUUUUAACGAAAAUUAAUCUUAAUGUUUUAUUUAUUGUAACGGGAAGACUUGAUAACUUCAGAUAAAAUGAAAUAAGUUUAACGAUACCAGUGAACGAUUUGCUAUAGUUAAUUAUAAUUUUGCUAAUCAUAUAAAUGUUAACAUGAUCAGAUUUCGUUGACAUGGCAAGUUAGUCGUAAGCUUAUGAUCUUUCGCUCCUUUGAAAAUCAGAAAUUAAAUAAAAUAAUGUAUGUAUAACUAACUCUUUAUAAUAACACUUUAAAUCUAAUUCGACAUAUCAAUAAGAAUAUAUAUUCAAAAUAGUUUUAAGUUGUACAUAAGAGAUACUGUGCAAAAGACAAUACACAAUUAGCAUUAGAAUUAAAUACAAAAAGAAUUUGUAUUUUAGUUUUAGUUAAUUAUGUUUAUUAAAUUUUAUUUGUCACUUUUCUUUUUUUUUGUUGAAACCUACCAGUCAAUUAUUAAAUGAGGACAUACUGUGACGGGAAUACAGGCAAAAGACCAUCUCAUGUGCAGUUCUUUCAUUUCUAUCGCCUAAUGGUAGUUAACAUAAACAUAUCCAUACUUUUUUUAAUAUAAUGAUUAGUUUAAAAAAAUCAUAAAUCAAAUUCAGCCCGAGGUUAAUAAUUCGCUGACGUAUCACAAUGAUGUCCUAAAAGAAAUUAUGUUGACUCCCUAAAGUUUUCAAUUUUAAAAUUCGUGUAGUAGACGAGUAGAAUUGAUGUUUGUAGAUCUUUUUGUAGAAUUUUAAUGAUAGGAUCACAUGUUAAGAUGGUUCGGAGGUAAAUCGACCAUAUGUUUGAUAAAGUGUAAAUUAUUGUUAGAAUUAACUGUAAAAUUAAAAAAGGCAACUUACCUUAAACUGUCUUUUUCCCUUAACACAGACUUGUUUAACUUAAAAAGCAUCACUUCUGUGUGACAAAUUUCAUUUAACACUUCCACAUGUUUACGUUACACAUACACACAUUUCGUUACAAACACAACUAGAAUAGAAAUGAAGUCACUCUCCAAUCUGUGUUAAUAAGGCCUUGCUAUUAAUUCUUCAAUUCCGUUUUAGUUUACACGAGUAUCACAAUCAGUAGAUAAAUGAAUUAUGUACCGUAAUAUAAAUUACACGAUGCAGAAAGUUUAUAUUUAUAUACCUAUAUUUUCACUAAUGUAUUGCACAAUUAAUAUUUUUAAGACGUGUUAAUGUAUAUAAUAAUCUUAAUUGUAAAACUUACAUAAUUGGUCGGAGGUCUCCGAUAGUGUGUACCCAAAACGUAAAUAAAACUUAUUUAAACGAAAUACGUAGACAUUGACCUAUGCUCUCUGAUAUUUUUUGUUGUGCAUGAUCACUGUAAAAGAAGCAAAGAUUGUCUUAAUUAGACCGAGAUACAUGUAUUAAAUAAAAUUUGAAAUUUGUAAAGAAAUAUUAGAUAUUUUUAACUUUAAUUUUGUAGCAAAUAAUCGUACUUAAGGUUAGCAUAGAACAACCAAGAAUUAUCGUAACAAACAAUAUCACAUAUGUCUUCCAUUAAAUAAGUGUUAGGUAUCGAUACGUAUUCAAUGGUGUAAUGUUACAGUAGGUUAGUUUCUCGUAAUGUAGAUAUAACUAUGAUGUUACAUUUUUCGCUCUUAUUGUAAAAAAUCAAGUAGACUUUGUUUUAAUCAUUAACCCAAAAUUAAUUAAAAAUUACGUACGAGGUUAGUGUAUUUUAAAUAUACAUCGGAAAAAUGCCGCUACCAUCAGCAGUAUAAUAUGUUAUUAAACUGUCACAGGGCUCUUACAAUAAAUUAACAAAUAAAUGAGGCUUAAGAAAUUUAUUUCCCGAUACUGCUAAAUGUAUAAAUAAACGGCUAUUAGAGUCGAUAGUUAUAGUGAAUCCAUAGUCAUAUACUAAUUCAAAUUGAAAAAUAUAUACAUAUUAUAUAAAUAAUUAAUACGCUAUUGCUCCGGCAAUUAAAUAUAUUAAAACAUUAAACGUAAGAUUUUUAUUGUGUUUCAUCGAAUUCAUUAAUAAGAUGACGUCACAUUAUCUUUGUAGUCAGCUACAGUGAGGACAAUUUUAAAAAGGUUGGGACUUCGGAUGGGCCGUCGGGGGUCAUAAAUAUCGUAAGUUUGUUUUUGCAAAGGAAUGAAGAAGUUCAGAAUUACAUAAUUUUAUUAUCAAGAUAUGAUUCAGGUUAAAGUCAUAAUACUAUUAUAGUCAUAGUCAAUAAAGUCAAAUACAAAUUCAGUAAAAAAGUUAGAACUUAUUGAAUAUUCAUGGUGUUUCUUAUAAGUAACUAUAAUAUGUAUUAAACCCGUUUAUUUCAAGUUUUAAUUGUCACGUAUUUUUUGAGUCAGUUUUAAUACUAUUUAAUGUUUUAACAGAAAUUAUAUUUAACUAACGAUAACAAAAAACAUCUUCCAUGUGCUUUUAAAUUAGCCUGGCCUGUUGUAGAUUUAUAUCUGUUCGUAGUAAUACCAAUAAAAUAUACCUACAUACUUA